Molecule: messenger RNA, 1956 nt
Organism: Symbiodinium sp. CCMP2592
Lineage: Eukaryota; Dinophyceae; Suessiales; Symbiodiniaceae
Source: the annotation of a GenBank genome assembly
AUGCAGGAGACCAAGCGCGGGCUGACCGAGAGCCUGGGUCUGAAGCUUUGGUGGGUGUUGGCCGCCUUAGCACAGGUGAUCACAACUUACGACCGUGCCUCCAAGCCUGGUGGGGUGGCGCUGGCUUUCGAAGCUGUGGAGCUCCUGCUGUGUGUGGCAUCCGCAGCGGCGUACCUGGCGCCCUCUGGACGCCGUGGCUCCACCCGAGAGCCGCCGCUUCUCAGCGAGGAGGAUGGGAUUUCAAUGGUUGGUGGUGGGGGAAGAUUUGCACGAAGCUUGAGCACCCGCGAACCUUCUCCUGAGGACCAAGUGGGCAUCAUCGGUUGGCUGGCCUUCAGCUGGUUCACGCCCAUUGUCGACUUGGCUUUCCAGCGUGACAAGGAGAGCGGGAAGCUUGAGCCCACCGAUGUGUACCCGCUUACCAACAGGAACGUGGCGAACAAGCAGCUGGAGCGUCUGGACCAGCAGUGGCAGGUGGAACUCCAGAAAGAGAAGCCCGCGCUCCUGUCUGCGAUGACGAGAGCAUUCUUCACCGAGGUAUUCAGCACGGCUUGGGUCAAGCUCCUCAACGAUGUGCUCCAUUUUGUCGGACCCUUCCUGCUCAACAGGAUCAUCAACUUCGUCAAGGGCACGGGCGAAGAAGCCGGAGAAGAACAGUGGGUUGGGUAUGCUUAUGCCGUCGGAAUGGUGCUGUCGUCAGCUUGCCAGGCUUUUCUUAUGGCCCACUACUUCCAGGGGGGCUAUCAGACGGGAAUGCGCUUGCGCACGGCCUUGAUCCUGAUGUCUUACAGCAAGGCGCUGCGAGUUUUGCCCUGGCCCAGUCCUCCCCCGCCGGAGGAGGCCGUUCCGGCGCAGACAGAGACUGAGACCCGGAGAUGCUGCAAAAAGAAGCCGCCCAAAAAGAAGCCCAGCCUUCCAACCGGCGGCAUGGGGCAGAUGACGAACAUCAUCUCCGCUGACACGGACAAGUUCACUUUUCUCAUGCCGUACUUCAACCUUAUCUGGUCUUGCCCAUUGCAGAUUAUCAUCUGUUUCAUCAUGCUCUUCAACUACGUGAGUUGGUCACUCUUCGCCGGUGUGGUGGUGAUGAUCGGAUUCACCAUCGUCUCCAGCACCGUCGCCGGGAAGGCCAGGAAGAUCCAGCAGGAGGCCAUGAAAGCUAAGGAUGAACGGCUGAAGAUGGAAGUGGAACUCCUGAAGAUAGUGAAGAUCAUCAAGUUCUACGCGUGGGAGCUGGCCAUCGAAGACAAGGUGAAGCAGCUCCGGAACCAGGAGCUGGCGCUGCAGCUGCGCUACAAGCUCUGGAACGUGGCUCUCUUCCUGUCCUUCUCCCUGAGCCCAGUGCUCGUGGCGCUGGGUACCUUCGCCUGCUACACGCUCGCCGAAGGUAAGAACUUGGAUGCGGCCACUGCUUUCACCUCUCUGAGCCUCUUCAACAUCCUCUCAUUCCCACUAGGUGCAAUGCCCAUGAUGGCGCGCUUCUUCAUGGAGGCCGCCGUGGCCAAGGACCGCAUCGAGGCCUUCCUGCUGAGCCCAGAGGUCUCGGCGCGGCCGUCGGCUGCUGUCACGAAGGGCCGGGCUCUGGAGCUCAAGGCCUCCAAGCUCCAAUGGCCAGACAAGACCCUCCUCUUGGAGGAGGUGGAGAUCUCCGUGGCCCAGGGCGACAUGCUGGUCAUCGUGGGAAAGACAGGUGCUGGCAAGUCUGGGCUGCUCUAUGCCUUGUUGGGCGAGCUGCCCAUUCCCGCCGAGGAUGGCAAGACGUACCUGACCGGUAGCAUUGGCUACUGUGCUCAGAGCGCCUGGAUCCGCAACGCUACGCUGCGUGACAACAUCACCAACAGCCCCUCGCUUGAAGCUGACGAGCGCUACGAGGUCGACGGCUUUCCAGCGCAUCGUCCCCAGCCCCCAAGCCCCACCGAGCCAAACAAGUCUCAGAAUGGUCCCUUGAACGCAUAG